Molecule: messenger RNA, 1579 nt
Organism: Odocoileus virginianus texanus
Lineage: Eukaryota; Metazoa; Chordata; Mammalia; Artiodactyla; Cervidae
Product: melanoma-associated antigen B1-like
Biological process (GO): negative regulation of transcription by RNA polymerase II
Cellular component (GO): nucleus
Source: RefSeq, a predicted model, not a curated record
GCUUCCGCGGCGAGGAGCACAGUUGGUAGCUGCAGCGUCUGUUCAACGGAGGUCGAGUGUACCGGACUUGUACAGAGCCAAGGUUGCAGCAUCACCUACUUGCCUGCCUGGUCCCCUGCCCGCUGUGCCUGCUGAUAGUCAUGCCUCGGGGACAGAAGAGCAAGCUCCGUGCACGUGAGAAACGCCGCCAAGCACGCAUGGAGACCAAGGAUCUCGGGGAUGCUCAGGCUGCUGCCUCCCCCACCCCUACUUCUGGGAGUACACCCCCGGGCUCCCCCACUGCUGGUGCGGGCCAGAAUCCUCAGGGAGCUGCAGCCACUAGCUCUCCUGUUGCAGGGGCUUCAUGCCCAAGAUCUAAAGCACAUGCCAGGCGCCAAGCUAAGCAACGUAGAAAUUCUUCCCAGGUCUCAAUCUUUUCUAAGCCCGCUCCCCCAGAUCCUCUGACCAAGAAGGCAGGGGUGUUGAUGCAUUUCAUGCUAGAGAAGUUUAAGAUGCAAGAGCCCAUUAAGAAGAUAGAUAUGCUGAAGGUUGUCCACAAAAUGUUCAAGGCACACUUCCCCGAGAUCCUGAAGAAAGCUGCUGAGCGCAUCGAGCUGAUAUUUGGCCUUGAAUUGAAGGAAGUCAAGCCGAAUGGUCACUCCUAUACCCUGGUCUGCAAGGAGGACCUUGCCAAAGAUGGGGUGCUGGGCAGUACCUUGGAGGUGCCGAAGAAUGGGCUUCUGAUGCCUCUGCUGAGUGUGAUCUUCCUGAAUGGCAAUUCCGCCUCUGAGGCAGAGGUCUGGGAGUUCCUGAAUAUUCUUGGCAUCUAUGAUGGGAAUGCCCACAUAAUCUUUGGGGAGCCCAGGAAGUUCAUCACUGAAGAGUUGGUGCAGGAGAAGUACCUGAUAUAUCGUCAGAUUCCUGACAGCGAUCCCCCGAGCUGUGAGUUUGUGUGGGGCCCAAGAGCCCACGCCGAAACAACCAAGAUGAAGGUGCUGGAGUUUGUGGCCAAGAUCAAUAAUACCGUCCCCAGUGCUUUCCCAUUCCAUUAUGAAGAGGCUUUGAGAGAUGAGGAAGAGAGAGCCAAAGCCAGAUCUGCAGCCAGGGCUCGUGGUGCUGCUAAGGCCAUUGCCCACUCCAAGGCCCCACCCAGCAAUCCGUCCAGCCCCCAGUGAGGUCUCAGGCAGCGUCUUCGCUUUGUUUGACCAAUACUGCCAACCUUUUUAGUAGUGAGAGGAUAAAGUGGGGCUGGAAAGGUCAUAAUAUAUUUUUUGUGCUCCUGUUUUACCGUUACCUUUCAAAUGUUGUUUCUUUUCCUAGAAUGUUUGUUUAGAUUCAGAAUCCAAGUUUACAAAUGACACAGAUCACACAUUUGUUGUCUGUCAGAUCUAAGAGUAAGAGUUUUGGCACUGUGUAGUACAAUUCAAAAAAUCCUUGCAUCUUUUGGGGAUCCAGAACAAGAUAACAUAGCUUUGUAAUAGGAAUUUUCUUAGAAAUGUGAAAGAAUGCUGUGGUUUUAAAACAGAUGAAAACGAUGUAAGCUGUAGUCAAGUUUUGAUCUUUGUUAUUCACCUUUGUCUUUCUAACAUUUGGCAGUACC